Molecule: messenger RNA, 2109 nt
Organism: Pelobates cultripes (western spadefoot toad)
Lineage: Eukaryota; Metazoa; Chordata; Amphibia; Anura; Pelobatidae
Source: the annotation of a GenBank genome assembly
AUGGCUCGACAACUGAAUAAAAGAGGGAAGGUCUCAGAGUGCCAUGAGAAAGGGCACAAAGAUGAGAUCCCCUCUAUCCUGUGGACUGAAGGUUCAAACAAAACACCACUUGUGAAGUUUAUGGCAGAGGCUGUAAUUGGAGUGUCACCCCUUCGUGAGGUAGGAAAACGUUACAAACUCACCUAUAAAAUGAGCCGUUAUGGGAGUCGCCUGGUCCGCAACAUGCUAUCUGCUCAUGGAUUUGAAGAGGCCAAAACAAGCAGUAGUGAUUUUCAAUUGAUGUGGACAGGACCAGGCAUACAAUACCCUAGUUAUGCAAACCUUUCAAAAGGACAAAAGAUAAACCACUUCCCCAGAUCCUCUGAGUUGUCUCGCAAAGAUUUUCUCUGUAAAAAUAUUCAAAGGCUUCAGAGGAAAGAUGGGGAACAACAAUGCAACUUUCUGCCUCAGAGCUAUGUGCUCCCCGAGGAAUACCAAGACUUUUCUCAAGUUAUUGCCAAAGAUCAAGGACCUUGGAUUGUCAAGCCUGUUGCAUCUUGUCAAGGGCACGGAAUUCGGCUUAUAAACGCCAUAUCACAGAUAAGCGCAAAAGAACGUCUCCUGGUAUCACGCUACAUAAGUAAUCCGCUUCUUAUUAAAGGGUACAAGUUCGACUUACGUCUGUAUGUGCUAGUCACAUCAUACGACCCAUUAAUAAUUUAUUUCUACGAAGAAGGACUAGCCAGGUUUGCUACCUCAAAAUACAGACCAGCAGAGCAUGCCAUGAAAAACAAAUUCAUGCAUUUAACCAACUAUAGCAUAAACAAGGACAGCCCUUGCUUUGUGGCCAACGAUGACCCUGAGAAGGAGAACUAUGGUAGCCAAUGGACCAUGAGCGCUAUGCUGCGUCAUUUAAAACAGAAAGGAAAAGAUACAACAACGCUCAUGGCUGAAAUUGAAGAUCUAAUUAUUAAAACAAUAAUUUCUGUGGAAGGAUCAAUCACUGUAGAAUGUUCAGGAGUUCUGGCUGGCAAAAAAAACUGCUUUGAACUGUAUGGUUUUGACGUGCUAAUUGACGAAAACCUGAAGCCUUGGCUGAUGGAAGUCAAUUCAUCACCAUCUCUGGAUCCUUAUUCUCCACUUGGUUUAAAAGUAAAGGCAAAUUUAAUAGCAGACAUGCUUACAUUGGUUGGCCUGGAGUGUAAAGACCUCAAACCUGAAAAGAAAGGAGGUCCAGCAACCACGGAAAAAAAUAUUAAAGCCGGCUAUUGCAUGACAUCCGCAUUACAGACUAAACCCUCCCUAUAUGACGAAUGGAUGGCAAUUGUUCAAGACAUCAGGGAGGAGGAAAAGAGGCAAGGGGGGUUUGUACGGCUAUUCCCAAGGCAAGACACAUGGAAACAAUAUGGGUCUUUAUUAACAUACAAAAGCCUAAAUCACAUGCUGGCUCAACACCUUUUCACGGAAACGUCAACAGAACCAGAAAACGGCAUCAAACAGCGUAUAGCUCUCUAUGAGAGGAUGUUGCCACCCGUGCACAGACCCAGGCCUCAAUAUCAGUUUAAACAAAAACCUGUUAAGCCGGCUGAUACAACCAAAGCAUGUCAGCAGAGCCGAGGAAAAGAUAACAAGGACUCAGGGCGCAUGAACCUUCCAAAGAUUUCAGACCUGUGCAGUCGUAGCAGCAACACGAAAGCUGGGGACCUCAGGAGCAAGAGACCAGCUCCACCAAUACCUAAGGUUGUGGAGUCCCGCAAUGACUCGAGUGGUGGGGCAAAGAUGCCAGCAAUUGUCAGAGAUGCAAAAACAAAAGCUCUCUACAACAAUGAUGCAAGAGUAGUAAGACGGUUCAGUCAGGUUUCAGGGGACCUGCAGAGCAGGAAACCUCUUCCACCAAUGCCUAAGGUUGUGCAGCCCCUCCAUGAUUCACCUCUGGUUACUAAGUUGCCAACAAUCUCGGGAAAAAUAAAACCAGAAGCUCUCCACUAUGAAGAUAGGAUAGCUAGUAAACGGUUCAAUCAGGCUUCAAAAAUAAUUGCUGGCUUCUCUGACAUUUACAAACUGGCUAGUGAUGAACAAAAGUGGCUACAGAGAACUCUGGAAAAUCAGAAAGUUUUGCCAGGAACUUAA